This is a messenger RNA of Phasianus colchicus (ring-necked pheasant), 1575 nucleotides long. Its product is annotated as lipase member M-like. The record is from RefSeq and is a predicted model, not a curated record. NCBI's taxonomy places the organism in Eukaryota, Metazoa, Chordata, Aves, Galliformes, Phasianidae. Gene Ontology annotation, molecular function: hydrolase activity, acting on ester bonds.
UAUGCUGACAACAUUCUACAUCAGCAAGGCUGCAGUUAGGUGCAGAGACCCCAGGCAGCCACGAUGGCUGUGGCUGUGGCCUCCUGCCCUCACGUGUCCCCUCCCUCCCCUGGGGACACUCAGGCAAUGUUUGAUGGUCCCCUAGUACUCCAUCUUGUUCACACCAGCCCCAUUGUCCCCUAGGUGUGGCAGAGAGGAGAGAUGUGGCUGCUGUUGGUGGCCCUGGGCCUGGCCCAGGUGCUGGUUGAUGCCAUUCCACACGGAGAACUGAGCCAUGAAAACCCUGAGCAGUUCAUGAACAUUAGUGAGAAGAUCCACUUCCAAGGGUACCCCAGUGAGGAGUAUGAUGUGCUGACUGACGAUGGCUAUUUCCUCAGUGUGAACCGGAUUCCCCAUGGCAGAGACAACACUGGGGACUCAGGAUCCAGGUCACCUGUGCUAAUAGUGCAUGGAUUCAGCUUAGAUGGUGGUGACUGGGUGGACAAUCUCCCUGAUAGCAGCCUGGGCUUCAUCCUGGCAGACACAGGGUAUGACGUAUGGAUUGGAAACUGCCGGGGCAACAGCUGGUCCCAACGGCACCUGAACCUCUCUGUCGACCAGGAGGAGUUUUGGGACUUCAGCUUCCAUGAGAUGGCCAUGUAUGAUGUCCCAGCCAUGGUGAAUUUCAUCCUGCAGCACACCGGGCAGGAGAAGCUUUUCUACAUUGGCCAUGCUCAGGGCAACUCUCUGGGUUUCAUAGCAUUUUCGAGCAUGCCACACCUGGCUGAGAAAAUCAAGUUGUUCUUUGCUUUGGCUCCUCUAUACACCUUUCAUCAUGUUAGAGGCCCUGUGUUAAAGCUUGCAUUUUUACCAGACACACUGUUGAAGAUAAUAUUUGGAACAAAACAACUGACCCUGGUGGGAAGAAAGGAGAGAGCCAUUCUUGCUAAGACGUGCAGCAACAUGCUAUUAUCUGAAGUCUGUGAAAAUGAGAUCUUCCUUAUUGGUGGAUACAACAAGAAGAACUUGAAUGUAAGUCGACUGGAUGUAUACCUCGCUCAUUUUCCAGACUAUACAUCAGUAAAAACUCUUCUCCACUGGGGACAGACUGCCAAAACUGGGGAGUUCAAACAGUUUGACUACGGAGAGAAGAAUCAGGAGAAGUACAACCAGACCACCCCGCCCUUCUACAGGAUAGAAGACAUGACAGUGCCGACUGCACUGUGGAGUGGUGGGCAGGACUGGGUGAACCCGCCUCCGGAGACCAGUCGCUUGCUCUUCCGUAUCACCAACAUCAUCCAUCAUGAGCACUUCCCUGACUGGAACCACUUUGACCACCACUGGGGUAAGGAUGCCCCACAGCGCAUGUACAGAGAGAUUGUCAAUUUGAUGGAUAAAAAUUCAUGAAGAGACUACAUGUUGGCCUACGGUGAAGGAUCCAUUUGUUCCCACAAUCUCAGUGACAUGAGUUCUGGGUGUGUUGUGCUGCUCUCCUCUUCCCUUUUUAAAAAUAUCUCCUACCCUAUUCUGCACCAAUUUAAUGGGUUAAAAAAUCUGUGUUUAAAUUCUGUCUGCCCUCUGUGACUAGGAAUUGCA